Sphaeramia orbicularis (orbiculate cardinalfish) is the source of this 4801-nucleotide messenger RNA. RefSeq names its product exocyst complex component 4 (gene exoc4). Gene Ontology annotation, biological process: Golgi to plasma membrane transport; chemical synaptic transmission; exocytosis. The transcript has 20 exons. The record is from RefSeq and is a predicted model, not a curated record. NCBI's taxonomy places the organism in Eukaryota, Metazoa, Chordata, Actinopteri, Kurtiformes, Apogonidae. Gene Ontology annotation, cellular component: synapse; exocyst; growth cone membrane. The coding region runs from base 1 to 2952 and encodes 983 amino acids.
AUGGCAGCUGAUACUGGGAGAUACAGGAGUGCUGUUAGCAAAAACAAAGACCCCUCAGGUCUUCUCAUCUCUGUCAUAAGGACUUUGUCCAGCAGUGACGAUGUGCAGGAUAGGGAGACAGAGAAGGGUCGUCUGGAAGAGGCUUUUGAAACUUGUGACAGGGACCUGGAUGAGUUGAUUGUUCAGCAUUAUGCUGAGCUCACCACUGCCAUCAGGACCUACCAGAGCAUCACAGAACGCAUCACCAGCUCUCGCAACAAGAUCAAGCAGGUGAAAGAGAACCUAUUGUCUUGUAAGAUGUUGCUCCACUGCAAAAGGGAUGAGCUGAGGAAGCUCUGGAUAGAAGGCAUCGAACACAAACAUGUCCUCCAGCUGCUGGAUGAAAUUGAAAGCAUCAAGCAGGUGCCUCAGCGGCUGGAGGCCUAUAUGGCAAGCAAGCACUACCUUCACGCCACAGAUAUGCUGGUGUCAGCUGUGGAAUCUUUGGAAGGCCCCUUACUGCAGGUGGAAGGGCUUUCAGACCUACGUCUGGAGCUCCACAGCAAAAAGCUCAACAUUCACCUUGUGCUCAUUGACGAGCUGCAUCGACAUCUCUAUAUCAAGUCCACAAGUCGCCUGGGACACAAGAACAAGGACAAAAAUGCUGCUCGCCUUCUAGGCUCCACAAUGAAAGACACUUCUCCAUUGCCUGUUUUGGAUGUCAGCAGCCUUUCCACUCCACGCAAGCUUUUAGAUUCUUCACAGUUCAGCACACCUGGCUCCAGCAGUGUGCGUGAACUGCAGCAGGACGUGCGAGAGUUGAACCAAGCUGACCCUCCAGAGGUAGAUCCAGAGGAGAACAGUGCUGAAUUCAUGGGCAUACUUAUUAAGGCUUUGGCCAAACUAAAGAAAAUCCCAGAAACCAUCAAAGCCAUAAUGGAGCGACUGGAACCCGAGCUUAAACAGAUUGUCAAGAGGUCCACCACUCAGAUAGCAGACCAUGCCUACCAGCGAGGAGAAAACCUUGGACAGGAGAGCCAGCCAAGGCUGUUGCUGGAACUGCUGGAGCUUCUGUUUGAUAAGUUUAAGGCAGUGGCCCAGGCUCACAGUGUGGUGUUGGCCCACCUGCAGCAGAUUGCAGUCCAGUGCCCAGGCGGGGCUCAGGAAGAAGGAAUAAAGCUGUAUGACCAGGCGGAUGUUUCUGCCAAGAUCCAGACGGUGCUGCAGGUUUUGCUAAUGGAGUAUUUGGAUGUGAAGAACAGCCGCAGUGCCACUGAGCCAUCGGCUCAGCUCUCCUAUGCUAGCACAGGCAGUGAGUUUGCUGCCUUCUUUGCUAAGAAGAAACCACAGCGUGCCAAGCAGUCACUCUUCAAGUUUGAGUCAUCAUCUCAUGCCAUUAGCAUGAGUGCCUACCUGAGAGAGCAGAGGCGAGAACUCUACAGCAAGAGUGGAGAAUUACAAGGUGGUGCUGAUGACAACCUAAUUGAAGGUGGAGAGAUGAAGUUUGUGUGUAAACCAGGAGCACGAAACAUCACUGUGAUCUUUCAGCCACUUCUUAGAUUUAUACAGGAGAUCGAGAUGAACAUGGGGCCAGGCCAGGCAAAGCAGUGCCAGCUUCGGGCCUUCCUCACUUACUACAUCAAUGACCUCUUCCUCAACCAGGUGCGAACAGAGAUCAAUAAGGAAAUUGAGGCAGUGAGCAAAGCAGCGGACCCCUUGAAGAUCCUUGCCAGUGCUGACACCAUGAAAGUUCUGGGUGUCCAGAGACCGCUGCUGCAGAGCACAGUGGUAGUGGAGAAGUCCAUCCAGGAUUUAAUGAGCCUAAUGCAGGAUCUGAGUGCCUACUCCAACCAGUUCCUUGAGAUGGUCUGCGACAAGCUGAAAGAGUACAAAGAAAUCUGCAACACAGCAUACAGGGGAAUAGUUCAGUGCGAGGAGAAACUUACCAUCAGUGCCUCUUGGUCUAAAGAUGAGGACAUCAGUCGUUUGCUCCAAUCACUCCCCAACUGGGCAAAUAUGGCUCAGCCCAGACAAACCAGACAGAAGAGGGAGGAUGAAGAGGACUUCACUCGGGCAGCAUUUGCUAAAGAGUCAGAGGUUCUGACUGGGAACCUCGGAGACAAGUUGAUCCCCCAGAAUGAGAUCCUCCGUGAUGUCAGUGACCUGAAGGCUCUAGCCAACCUUCAUGAGAGCAUGGAGUGGCUCGCCAGUCGCCUUAAGACGUUCUUUGCGAACCUUCCUCAUGCUUCCAGUGCAUCGCCUUGCGCAGCAGACAGCCAGGUGGGUGGCGAGAGUGAGCGGAGCAGGGAACAGAUUCUUCAGACCUUGAGUGACCUGUCAAAGGGUUUCCAAGACAUCGCUGAUCGCUGUCUCCUGGUUCUACACCUGGAAGUCAGGGUACAUUGUUUUCAUUACCUUAUUCCACUGACUAAGCAAGGAAAUUAUGCCAUCGUGGCUAAUGUGGAGAGCAUGGACUAUGACCCACUGGUAGUCAAACUGAACAAAGACAUCUCAGCCAUAGAGGAGGCCAUGGGGGCAGCCCUACAGCAGCACAAGUUCCAGUACAUAUUUGAAGGCUUGGGUCAUCUCAUCUCCUGUAUCCUUAUCAAUGGAGCCCAGUAUUUUAAGAGGAUCAGUGAGUCUGGAAUCAAGAAGAUGUGCAGGAACAUAUUUGUUCUCCAGCAGAACCUUACCAACAUCACCAUGUCAAGGGAGGCUGACCUCGACUUUGCCAGGCAGUACUAUGAGAUGCUGUACAACACUGCAGAUGAGCUGCUGAACCUGGUGGUGGACCAAGGCGUUCGCUACACAGAGCUGGAGUACAUCAACGCGCUGUCCUUACUCCAUCGCAGUCAGACCGGCGUGGGAGACCUGAGCACCCAAAACAUCCGGCUGCAGAGGCUGAAGGAGAUCAUCUGCGAGCAGGCUGCCAUCAAACAGGCCACCAAGGACAAGAAGAUCACUACAGUGUAAUAACAAUAAAACACCACAGGGUUUAGCUGGGUACAGUUUUAUUGUUAGCGUUUUUUUUUCCCAGAGAGACGGCCAAUUAAAAGUAAACAUCUUCCCUCAGUAUCAAACACCUUCUGUCCUACAUGAGUUUAAUUUUUGCAGCGGCUAAUGUGAGUCAUGUGAAAGUUAAAAUGAUUGAGCACAAACUUACAAGACAAGAGAUGUUUGAGGCUUAGGUUAGAAAACACUGAAAUAGAGACUUGCUUGAGACUGAAUUUAUAUAAUCCAUCAAUGGAAAAUGUGUCUUCUCCAUUUCAUCUUCUUGCCUGUGUGAUGAAACACAUUGUAGUCAAGGGCUGACACAGAUAUCCUUUCAUCUAGAGCUCAGCAAGUAGAUUAUAUAUAUAUAUGUGCAGGAUAUCGGUCUACCUACUAAGUGCUGACUUUAAUUGGGAAGUGAGAUGACACCAAACACAACUGCAAACUUUUCCUGUCUGCCUGCAUAUGUAUCUAAGAAAUAAGGUUAAUUAUAUUGUCAGUUUGUACUUCUUAAGACACCACAGAUGCAGUAUAAAUGCAGCAGUUUCUAGCAUUCCCUCACUCACCAUGAUUUCAGCUUCAGAUACAAGACGAUUGUCUUGGACACUCACCCAAACUUAGGCCCCUCUCAUCUCAUUUUCCUAUUAGAUCUAAACUGCUGCUCUCAAUUACACCUCUAUCUCUCCUCUUCUGGCGGCCCCGUGGGCCCACUGAUUCUGUCUGCAAUAACAGAUGCCAGAUUAGACUGUCUGAAUGAGGCCACAUCUUCCGCCUGUUGCCAAUUUGGGUUGGUCCCCAAAGAUUUACCGUGCUGAGAAUUGUAUCAUAUCUAUAGCUGUUAAAAAUCUGUUUGUCUUUUUUCUUAUGCAGAAAACUUGUGUGAAAAGUUGUCAGCCAAUUAAUGGUUUUUGCACAUCGAAAAAAGAAAGGGAAGGUUGUUUUUGUAUUGAUUUCUUUUUAAGUUAGCUGAAUUUUUUUCCUACACUCUCCAAAACCAGGACUAGACCUCUUUCAGAAGUUGCAUUUCAUGUUCAUCAAACUACAGUGAACAUGUGUGAGUAAGUUCAUCAGUCAAACUAGUUGUAAUGCUUUGUAAUCUCCACCCCCUGCAUUAAAAUCUUACAUGUUACAAACUACACAUAUAAACUCAAGAGACAAGCAAAUCAUGCCCCCUCUGUUUUUAGUUCAUUAACUUUGGAGAGAAGUACUUAACAAGACUAGGAGAGGGGAAUAGGAGCCUUGUCAAUACAGCAGGCCCAGUACUGGUCUCCCUAAAGCCCACAGAGCAAUCCAUCAUAAUGACACAUCGGGUGGGAUCGAUGGGAAAACAACCAUGGAGCUGCUGAAGGGUUCUCCUACCACUCUGAAAUGUACACUGGGUGUAAAAUCUGAAAUCUGCUCAUUCAGCUGUUCACUUCAGAGCUACUUUUGUAAUGUUAUACAUCGUCAACUUUAAUACAAAGUUAACUGGCUAUGUCAUGUGACACACACAUACGCUUAUACUGGUAUCAAAGUGUACACACAUAAAAUCUUUUUAAGUCAGGAGGGCAGGUGUUUGACUACAUAUAAAUAAAUGGGAACCACUCUGCUGCCAUGCCUGUUAUUUUAUUUAAAAAAAAAAAAAAGAGGUUUGUCAAGUCUAAUAAAAGUCCAUUUGUCCUUGGAGGAAAAUUCUUUGUUUUUGCUGUGUGCAUUUAUUUUUCACCUUCGCAUUGUUUUAUUUGUUCACUGUCCUUUAAAUUGCUCUGAGUAUUCUGUCUACCAGAGGUUUGACAGAUUUGCUAUUGCAUACACUAAUACACGACGUAACAAAUAAAAAAUUCCAAUUAUG